ACGUCAGGUCCCUUCAACAGAAAGUCAAGUCCUUCACCAGAAUUUCUUUUCGACCCGACGUCUUUCGCUAUAUUUUGGAAUGGAGCCUAAAUUUAGGAGGAGGGGGGAUGGCCAUGCUAGCCUCUUUGACACAGAGGAAGCAAAACGAAUUAAGAGGGAGAACAGGCCAUGGGUGCGGGCUCUGUCGCCUGAGAGGGUGAAAGAGUCUGCGAAGAUGGCUGUUCUGCGUCGCGGUGGAGACCCGGAGAAUAUGCAGCAUGUCCUGGGCCAACAUCAGAUGCAGUUUGGGAUAUUCAGGGGCCAAACUUUUCAAUGGGUGGCAGAAAAUGCAUUGGGGUAUGCGGGUUAUGUGGUGGCAUCAAUGUCAGAAGAGUCAGGAAACUCUGAUUCACACAACAACCUCGUCAACAAAAGAGCCUUCCAGGGGUACAUCUCACAUUAUCCUGCAGGCCGUUAUGCCAUUCAGGUCAAGCGGGAGGUGAGAUCCGCUAGAAGCCAGAGCCAACCUGCCACUGCUGCUGCUGCCACCUCCACACAGCCGCCCUCCAACUCACCACGGCCCUCAGCCUCUUCACGAGCUGCAACCACCACACAGCCGCCCUCCAGCUCACCACGGCCCUCAGCCUCUUCACGAGCUGCAACCACCACACAGCUGCCCUCCACCUCACCACGGCCCUCAGCCUCUUUGCGAGCUGCCACCUCCACACAGCUGCCCUCCACCUCACCACGGCCCUCAGCCUCUUUGCGAGCUGCCACCGUCCACACAGCUGCCCUCCACCUCACCACGGCCCUCAGCCUCUUUGCGAGCUGCCACCUCCACACAGCUGCUCUCCACCUCACCACGGCCCUCAGCCUCUUUGCGAGCAGGCCAUCUCCACCUCAAAAAUCACCUUCGUCAGCCCAGAGAGCCUGCCUCCUGCAGUUGAAAGGAAAGGCAGACCCUGUAUGCCUAACAGCAGUGUGGCAAAUCCCCACAUCUUUGUUUUGCCCCCCUAAUACUGCAGGGAUGGCCCAGCUAAAACAAAGACUGACAUAA
Sebastes umbrosus (honeycomb rockfish) is the source of this 1036-nucleotide messenger RNA. RefSeq lists its product as uncharacterized. Bases 80 to 1036 code for a protein of 318 amino acids. The record is from RefSeq and is a predicted model, not a curated record. NCBI's taxonomy places the organism in Eukaryota, Metazoa, Chordata, Actinopteri, Perciformes, Sebastidae. The transcript is spliced from 2 exons.